GGUCAUUUUUUGUGGAUACUCGCUUCUUCAAGGAGAAGAUUUCCUCAGAUGAGUUUAGUAGAGAUAUGCUCAGUUAGUGAAAAUGUCUUUGCAAAAACUUUUGGUUUGUCAACUCACAGUGUUUCUGUCAGCAUUUACUGGAGCAUCUGAUGGAUAUUAUUUCGGUCGGAUUGCUAAAUGCCUCUUCACCUCCCCUGAUCGUGACAUUGUGGCGAUUGAUAACUAUAUCUUCAAUAAAGACGUGUUCAUACAGUUCAACAGCACUGUGGGGGAGUUUGUGGGGUACACUGAGCUUGGAGUAAAGAACGCAGAAGCAUGGAACAAAGAUCCGAACAGACUGGCGCAAGAGAGAGCUGAGGUGGACAGAGUCUGCAAAAAUAAUGUUAAAAAUGAUUACGAUAAUGUUCUUGUCAAAGCAGUGAAACCAAGGGUAAAGCUCAAUUCAUUGAAGCAGGCUGGUGGCAGACAUCCAGCUGUGUUGAUGUGCAGCGCAUAUGACUUCUAUCCCAAGCAAAUUAAAGUGUCCUGGCUGAGAGAUGGUAAACCCGUGACCUCUGAGGUGAUCUCUUCUGAGGAACUGGCUGAUGGGAACUGGUACUAUCAGAUCCACUCUCAUCUGGAGUAUACACCCAAAUCUGGAGAGAAGAUCUCAUGUAUGGUAGAGCACGGGAGCUUCAAACAGCCCAUGAUCUAUGAUUGGGACCCUUCUCUCCCGGAGUCUGAGAGGAAUAAGAUUGUUAUUGGUGCUUCUGGUCUGGUGUUGGGAAUCAUCAUAACAGCUGCUGGACUCAUUUACUACAAGAAGAAAUCAGCAGGGAGGAUAUUGGUACCACAUUAACCAUAAUCAGACAAACUAUCAGUUCAGCUCAAGUUUGACAGAAAGAAGACCUCCUUAAAUCACUGAUUCAUGCUUCAGAAGCAACUUUCUUUCACAGUUUUCUUAUUGUCAAGUUUUAACUACUGAAAUAAUCAUAAUGAAAUAUAGAAUGAAUGUUUGAUUUAAAUUUGUGCAUUAUAUUUAAUGUCAGUGACAAAGACAUGUGGAUUAUGGAGAUGUCAUGUAGAAAUUGUGUUUGAUUUAUAUUUAGUUCUGGUUAGUGUGGAAAGAAACAGAUUUGAUAAGAGAUGAUAUCAAACAUUUAUGAACAUUAAAGAAACAACCAAAAACAUUUAAGAGUUCACCCAAAGAUGUAAUUUACAUUUUUUUCUUUAAAAAGAUAGAUAGUUGUUUGUAAUUUGUUGGAUAAGAGAAAACGAAAUUCUAUUGCAUAAACAAAGGCUUUAUAAUGGUCAUCAUUUAUUAAUGGAGCUUUACUGCCCCCUAUGGGCUUAAUCUUGUUUUGUGUCAAAUGUAAUCUUUUAUUUUACUUAAGCAUAUAUACCCAAACAUGUGAUGUAAAUAAUGAUGCACAACAUCAUUUGGGAAAGUUGUUAAAUCUUUAUGUACAUUUUAGCUCUCAAUAAAUAUUUUAUAAUACUGGAA
Messenger RNA from Paramisgurnus dabryanus, 1483 nucleotides. Its product is annotated as rano class II histocompatibility antigen, A beta chain. Gene Ontology annotation, biological process: immune response; antigen processing and presentation. Lineage: Eukaryota; Metazoa; Chordata; Actinopteri; Cypriniformes; Cobitidae. Gene Ontology annotation, cellular component: MHC class II protein complex; membrane. The record is from RefSeq and is a predicted model, not a curated record.